AUGGUAUACGCCCGGCCGUCUGUCGUAUCGCCAUGCCCCAGCAUCGCUGGCAGGUGUGUCGCCCGGGUCAACGUGGCCCGUUGGUGCCAUGUAACUACCGCACGGGCUACGAGAACAGCUUCGGCCCGUUGGGAGGCUUUGACCCCGAUCGCGGAGCCGCCGGGAGUGCAAGUGGCGGCGCCUGACCCCGAAUACCUGAACCAGAACGACGUUGGCGCCUUCGACGUGAAGGCGGCAACCCACAGCCGCCGGGAGCGAGCGGGAAUUGAAGUUUGGGCGUGUGGCGGCGGCGGGGUGGGCGAGUGA
Molecule: messenger RNA, 306 nt
Organism: Purpureocillium lilacinum
Lineage: Eukaryota; Fungi; Ascomycota; Sordariomycetes; Hypocreales; Ophiocordycipitaceae
Source: RefSeq, a predicted model, not a curated record